UUAAGCAGGCUGGCUUGAUGUGUUUUGACAAGCAGUUAGGGGCAGCAGAAGCAAAGCCACGAAUUUGUGACAAAGACAAGCCUUGUGAUGAAGCGUGUCCAGCAAACCAUUGCUCGCGGGCUUCGUAGUCAGUAUCGAGAGGGAUUUAGACAAGUUCGGGUAUUUGACGUCAUCUGAAAUAUCAUGACUUGCGAGCUUCGGUAGACAGUCUCAUUGCGCUGGUAAAACUUGAGAGCUGCGUCAGUUGCUACAUCCCGAGCUAGACAGCUGUCUAAAAGGGAGAUUAGCGUUUGGUGAGGUAUAACAAAGAAGACAGUAGUACCUAAAGGUAUGAUAUUGCUGUUAGAUGGAGAAGGUGUUUGCGCAUUGUCGUUGUAACAUAGCGUUAUCGUCUCAUCUUGGAGACAAUGAUCCGUUGAGAAAGGGUUUGCAUUCGAAGGCGCAGUCGGAAUAGCGAGCUGAACCGCUUGCUCUACCUGUGCUUGGGGUUUGGGAUGGUUCGAGGGGUCAUCUUCAAAUGUCUCUCUCUUUAGUUGGAUUUCAUGUCUGUUAGUUGCGUCGCAGGCUAGGGAAAGCCUUGCAGUUUGGGUUUCGGGGGCGAAUAGCGGAAUGAAACGGCUGCCAAAAGAUGUAUCUGUUUAUGGUGCAGACAGUAGCUAGCAGCUAGGCUAGCUACUUGGUCAGCGUCGUAGUUUUCCAAACAGUUACAAACCUGAGUAGCAAAUGUCUUUCUUCUUGGGAUGUUUGUCUGCUAGCUAGCCAUCAAUUUCCAAAAGAAUUGAUGGAGUAGUUUGCGUUUAUUGGGGAAACAUCGUUGCGUUGUUGGUGAGAGGGACAGUAACGUUAGCUGCAAUUAACGUUACUUCGCACCAGUUGGUUAGCUAGAUAGUUAGCCAACUAUCCUAGUUACUUCUGUCAACAAGUCUGGACAAACGCUUACUACCUGUGCCACCAAAGCAGGUUAUUAAAUAGCAAGCUCAAGUUUGGCAGACAAGAGAAGAGAACUGCCAUUCUGCAAAAGAAGAGUGAAGCUCUUGGAAUUCCUGUUAAACGUCAAGCUGGCGAAGAUGAAACCCGAUCGAGAUGCUGGAGAGGAGUUCUUUGAGCAUGAUGCGGAGGAGUUCCUGGUGUUCCUGACCCUGCUCAUCACAGAGGGCCGCACGCCGGAAUGUUCUGUGAAGGGUCGCACAGAGGGCCUCCACUGCCCCCCAGCACAGUCCGCUCAGCCCGUCACAACCAAGCAUGAAUGCAAUGACAAGCUGCCACAGUGUCGUCAGGCCAGGAAGACACGCUCAGAGGUGGUGCUCCUGUGGAGGAACAACAUUCCCAUCAUGAUCGAGGUCAUGCUGCUGCCAGACUGUUGCUACAGCGACGAGGGCCUCGCCACCGAUGGCACGGACCUCAACGAUCCAGCCAUCAAGCAGGACGCCCUGUUGCUGGAGAGAUGGACUCUGCAGCCCGUGCCCAGGCAGAGCGGCGACCGCUUCAUCGAGGAGAAGACUCUCCUGCUGGCCGUUCGCUCCUACGUGUUUUUCUCCCAGCUGAGCGCCUGGCUGAGCGCCUCCCAUGGAAUCGUCCCCAGGAACAUCCUCUACAGAAUAAGUGCAGCAGAUGAGGAAUUGGUGUGGAACUUCUCCGAAACCCCGUCAGAGCACGCCUUCCCCGUCCCCAACGUGUCCCACAGUGUGGCGCUCAAAGUACGAGUGCAGUCCCUGCCCCGCCAGCCCAACUACCCAGUCCUCAAGUGUAGCAUCCACUCGGGCCUCCCGCUCUUUACGAAGAGAGGGCUGGACCCUACGGAGGGGCUUGUCCGUGGCGGUGAGCUGGGCGAGGCUCUGGGCCCGCACCUUCACCCUCGCCUGCCGGGCUCGCCCCUCUUCCAGCGCCCCCUCCGCCCCGCCCUGCCUCAAAGCCCCCUGAACUCUCGCAAAUGCCCUCUGCCCGAGGCCGUGCCCCCCAACAAAGCCGUCAAGUGGUUCUACUCCAAGCUGAGCAGCUCCCCAGACACCAGGCCCUUGGACUGCUACAGCCCCUGUGCCAACGGGACCGAGAGCCCCAAGGCUCCUGGCAGGGAGUCCCCCGUCCGAGCCUUCAAGUCCCUCUCGCUGGCCGACCCUCUGGUGACCCCCGGCCCCAGUCCUCGGCCGCUGUCCGGAGAGACCAACCCUCUGAUUGGCUCCCUGCUGCAGGAGAGGCAGGAGGUCAUUGCUCGCAUCGCCCAGCGCCUGAACUUCUGCGACCCUACAGCUCCGCACCUCCCCGACGGCCUGUUCAGCACCUCCACGCCGCAGGUGCCCAAGUCCAUGUGGAGCCAUGCGCCCGAGCAGGAGACCCUGUUCAAGAAGACCAAAGAGCCGCCCUGCUACCUGGCCCAGGCCCCCCCACAGCCGCCUCCACCCUCCCAGCAGAGCGCUGCCGAGGAGCGCAGCCGGCCCUCCAUCUUCGACACGCCUGUCAGCCCGCGGAGCCGCAGCCGAUUGGAACCCAAGCCCCAGAACCCCGCCUCCAAGCCGGCCUCCUGCCGCCGGCUUCUGCUGUCGGAGCCAGCGGACGGGCCGACGCUGAGCGAGGCUGUGCAGGACAUCUCGCGGCUCAUCCAGGAGCGCCUGCAGCAGUCCCAUCAACUCCUGCACUGCACCUACAAGCUCUGCCGCCAGGGGGCGCUGCUCAAGGGCCAGCCGGAACCAAGCAACGGCUACUGCGGCCCGCCUGCGCCAGCGCCCGCCCCCAACGGGGCCAGAGAGCACGACUGUUCCCGCAGACCCCCGAGCGCGGCCUGUCCGAAACUUGAAACGACACCGGGCUGGCCCGAGCCGCCCGCAUCUGACCGUUUACAAAAUGCCAAAAAGGAGGCACGGAGUCAGAGUCCUCUGAGAGAGAACGGCCUCCGACCCGCGGGCCCAGUGCGGCCCCAGAGCCCCGUGCUCAGGGACAUCACCCAAAGGCCCAGCCAGAGAGACUCUCCCCUCAGCCCUGCCUUCACUGACACCCCCAAGAUGGACCUCAUCCACAGCCUUGCCCUCAGGGACACCCAGAGCCCAGCCUACACAGAUGCCCCCCAUGCCCACCCCCUCAGAGAGUCCGCCUACAGCCCCACGGCCAGAGACGGCACCUACAGACCCCCCAGCUGGGACACCACCCAGAAGGACGUCCGUAGCACCACUGACAGAGACACCACCCCGCCUAAAGGCACAGAGUCUCCGCCCGUCAGUGGGAAAAGCGACCCGCUCCACGAUGAAAAUCAGGACCCUUCAAACUCCACAGUCUGCACAGCCACUAGCCUUACCCACUCAGCCCGCAGCCCUGACCGAAGUCCCCCUUCUGACAGGAUCCUCAAUGGGGGUGCCAGGAGUCCUCUGAGAGCCAACCCUCCAGCAUCCCCCUUGAAGCCAUGCAAUAACUGGAAGAAGCAGAAUCGCCACUCUAUUGAUGGGACCGCCACCAAAGCGUUCCACCCCUGCACAGGCCUGCCUCUGCUAUCCAGCCCAGUUCCUCAAAGGAAAAGCCAGACUGGAUAUUUCGAUUUAGACACAUCAUUGAUCCGCUGCAAAACGCAACCAUGGGCAACUAGCAAAAGAGCCUGCUUGAAGAGAGAAGGCGAUGAGUGUGAGCAUCUACAGCAGCUGCUUAGUGCUAGUGCCCCACCUGCAAGCCUCAGCCUUCUGGGGAACUUUGAGGAGUGUGUAUUGAACUAUCGGCUAGAGCCUCUGGGAACGAUAGAGGGUUUCACAGCUGAGGUGGGCGCCAGUGGAACCUUCUGCCCCAGCCACAUGACCUUUCCCGUGGACGUGUCUUUCUACAGCGUCUCUGACGACAAUGCACCUUCUCCCUAUAUGGGUGUUAUAAACCUGGAGUCCCUAGGAAAAAGGGGCUAUCGAGUGCCUCCAUCAGGAACCAUUCAAGUGACCUUAUUUAACCCAAACAAGACUGUGGUUAAGAUGUUUGUGGUGAUGUAUGACUUGAGAGAGAUGCCAGCCGGCCAUCAGACAUUCCUCAGGCAGAGGACCUUCUCCGUCCCCGUCAAACGGGAAUCCAAUGGCCAUGUCAACAAGAAAUCCCUUCCCCUUAGCCAGGGACGGACCCUGCGCUACCUCAUACACCUGAGGUUCCAGAGUUCUAAAUCUGGGAAGAUCUACCUCCACCGAGACAUCCGGCUCCUGUUCUCACGCAAAUCCAUGGAAGUGGACAGUGGUGCUGCCUAUGAGCUCAAAUCCUUCACUGAGUCACCUGCCGACCCCCGCUUCUCUCCCAGAUGCUAACGACCUUCAGUCUUGCACUGGGGCCUUAACAAUAUCACACCCUCCAGGGCAUGGAUUUUUUGGCUGACAUCGAGCCUUUAGUCUUUUGGUCAACUGUUAUGUUCUUAAGCAGAUUCACAUUGAUGUUUGCCUUAGAAUCAAAUCAGUGAACAUCCUCAUCACAGAGUGACAUCUGUGGUGGUGUGCAUACAUAUUUCUGAGUGUUAGUGGCAAUCAAUGCAGAACUGUGCAACCUAAUGUGCAGAAGAUGACUUUUGACCUGACUGAAUGCUUUGCAUCAGUUGAAUCAUCAUUUGCUUCUUCUCAAUAAUGUUUUUGCACAGAGAAUGACAUUUAGGGCUCCCCAUGUCCUCACAUACAAGCUGUUGCUCAGUGCUCAGUCCUUCAGAAUCAACUGGCCAGUGGGAGUAAUCCGUUAUUUCAGAUGUAGAUCUUUUAUUUUUUCCCAAGUAUUUGGUAUGAGUAAGGAGCCAUUACAGCUGUAAGACCAUGGACCAGUUUUCCAAGAGAACAAGCAAUCACGGCAGAAAACUACAGAAUAACAUUUGAAAGAGCACUGUGUUAUUUCCAUGAGAACUGGAAAUUGAAAUUAGUAAUAUUCUAAUACCUAUUUUUUGUACUGUUACAGAACCACUUUAUCGGAAGUGUUGCAAUAGAAGAAAAUAAAAUACAAAUUAUCUUACUAGUUUAGUGUUUACAUAUUUACUUUGUCAGUUAUUUAAUAUUUAAAUUAAUAUUUCAUUUACUGCACAUGUGAUGGCCGUCAUGCUAAGCAUUAUGAUGUAGUGCAAAUAUGUUUCAAUCAUAAUAUGUAUUUUUGACUUUAAUAUUCAGAUCUGAAAUAAAUAUAUAUUAUAUCUUUAAAGCAA
Messenger RNA from Alosa sapidissima (American shad), 5128 nucleotides. RefSeq names its product family with sequence similarity 214 member A (gene atosa). Lineage: Eukaryota; Metazoa; Chordata; Actinopteri; Clupeiformes; Clupeidae. The record is from RefSeq and is a predicted model, not a curated record. The transcript is spliced from 12 exons. The coding region runs from base 1068 to 4259 and encodes 1063 amino acids.